Priapulus caudatus is the source of this 885-nucleotide messenger RNA. RefSeq lists its product as uncharacterized. The transcript has 4 exons. NCBI's taxonomy places the organism in Eukaryota, Metazoa, Priapulida, Priapulimorpha, Priapulimorphida, Priapulidae. Bases 1 to 885 code for a protein of 294 amino acids. The record is from RefSeq and is a predicted model, not a curated record.
AUGUAUCAGAGGCAGCUGAGAGGAAAGCUGGCACGCAUGGAGGUUGUAUCGCUAACAGACAGUCAGCUCUACAUCUUACAUGUACUCUACAUCUACAUCUACAUCUACAUCUACCUCUCACAUCUACAUCUUUACAUCUACAUCUACAUCUACAUCUACAUCUACACCUACACGCGACAUCUAACACCUACACCUACAUCUACAUCUAUAUUCAGCAUAUACCUACGUCUACCAUUAAAUCUACACCUACAUCUUACAUCUAACCUCUACACUCCUACCACCUACCUCUACAGUCUACUCUACAUCUACAUCUACAUCUCAUGCUACAUUCUUAUAUUCACGGAUCUACAUCUCUGCACCUACACCUACAUCUACUUUACAUUUACUAUCUACAUCUACAUACAUCUCCAUCUACAUCUAGCACUCUACAUCUACAUGCUACAUUACACCUACACCUACGAUCUAUAUUCAAUCUACAGCUACUCUACAUCUAUAUUCCAUCUACACCUAGCAUCUACAUCUAUAUUCACAUCGUACAACGCGUACAUCUACAUCUACAUCUACAUCUACAUCUACAUCUACACCUACUGUACAUGGCUACACUACAUCUGCAUACUAUCAUCUACAUCUCACCUACAUCUACAUCUGCACGCUAUCACUACAUGCUUACAUUUACACUCUUACUUCUACAUCUACAUCUACUCUAUAUUCCGAUUAGCAUCUACAUCGACACCCUACAUCUACAAUCUAGCAGUCUACAUCUACAUUCAGCGAUCUACAUCUACACUCUACACCUACACUACAUCUACAUCUAGUAUUCCAUCUACACCCGUACUCUACAUCUACAUCUUACGAUCCUACCUCUGCAUUACAUCUAGCAUCUAA